UCAGACUAGGAAGCGGAUGGCGUAACCGGAAGUUCGUGGUGCAGACCACGAGUCUCCCGAGCCAGACACUCAGGACUGACUUCUGGAAAGUGGUAUUACCUGAGGAGGAAGAGGAAAGCCAAGGAGCAGGGAUGGCGGCUGUGACUCAGUUGACAUUUGAGAAUGUGGCGGUGGAUUUCACCCAGGAGGAGUGGCGGUGCCUGACCCGGGCUCAGCGCGCUCUGUACAGGGACGUCAUGCUGGACACCUACAGGAACCUGGUCUCUGUGGGAGUCUCUCCUCCCAGUGUGAGUGUGAUUUUGCCAUUGGAGCUCGAGGAAGAGCCCUGGGUGGCACAGAGCCAUGUGACAACUCCAGGAGAGAUCUAUGGUUGGGAAGGCGCCAAAGGUGUGUGUGCAGAUACCUCUCCUAGAUAUAUACUUAAAGACUUACCACCCUGCACAGGCAGCAGUAGGAGAGAAAUAUCUCAAAGUCAUGGGGACAGAGUCAAUGAUGAGUUUUCCUGCGAGGAAAUCCAGAAGGCUCCACAUGAGUGGGAGUGGAGCGCCACUGACGGCUGUGCUAAAGGGGUGCUUAUGGUCCACAGAGAAGAGGGUAGUGGCAGAGGAGAGCAGGAGGGUGGGGGUCUCGCAGGGAUGCAGCCCACAAGCCCGUGGCUGGGACGGCCCCUCCAGGAGCACCUGCGCAGGCUCUCUCCAUACCUGUGUGAAGGGCCAGGGGUGAGGACUGAGCUGGAGAAGUCCGCCCUCACCAGGGCCCCCAUGUCCCGCCCUCAGGGGAGCCCCUCCAGUGGGAACACACACAUUGUCCAUGCAUGUGAUGAUGCUCCAAUAUGUUCUCCCUUACGCACACAUACACCCAAAGCACAUAUUCAGGAAAAGCCUUACAAGUGCAGAGAGUGUGGCAAGGCAUUCAGUCAGGACUCCAGCCUCAUCAUGCAUUGGAGGACGCAUGCUGGGGAGAGACCAUACUGCUGUGCCACUUGCGGGAAGGCAUUCCUACAGAAAUCUGGCCUCAUGCGCCAUAAGAGGACACAUGCUACAGAGAGGCCGUAUGCGUGUGGCUUGUGUGGCAAGGCCUUCCGCACACGUGGCAAGCUGACCAAACACCAGACAGUGCACAGUGACCAGAAGCCUCACAGGUGCUCUGUGUGUGGGAAAGCAUACCGUCAGUCCUCCAGCCUUGUCAUACAUCACAGGAUGCAUACCGGGGAGAGGCCAUUUGUGUGUGACACGUGUGGAAAGGCGUUCACCAGUCGCAAGUACCUCAUCCAGCACCAGGUUGUGCACACUGGGGCGAGGCCGUACCGCUGCACCCAGUGUGGCAAAACAUUCACGCAGAACUCACCGCUCAUGCGCCACCGCAGGACACACACUGGGGAGAAGCCAUACACAUGUGACACGUGUGGCAAGGUGUUGAGUUCUCGCAAGAGCCUCAACGAGCACCAGGCCGUGCACACUGGGGUGAAGCCAUACCGCUGUGCCCAGUGUGGGAAGAUGUUCACACGGAACGCGCAGCUGGUGUGCCACCGCAGGACACACACUGGGGAGAAGCCAUUCGUGUGUGCAGACUGUGGCAGAGCCUUUGCUUCCCACUUCAGCCUCACAACCCACCGCACCAUCCACACGGAUUUGAAGCCCUACCAGUGCAAUGAGUGUGGGAAGGCAUUCAAGCUGCGCACGCAUCUUAAGCGCCACCUCAAGACACACCAGGGAGAGGGGGGAUGUGUGUGACGCUUGUGGCAAGGUAUUCAGCCGAAGUCCCAACUUGACUAUCCAUUAUAGGCUUCACUCACAAAAGGCCUGCCAGGGAUUGUAGCGGGGUGCCAUUCAUCCAGGUAUGGCCUUCAGAGCUCAGUCUCCACUGAAUGUAAGCAUGAGGGUGACAUGAAAUCGCUUGCCAGGGGUUCAGGCCUGCUUUCAAGUGCAGUACUUCCUGCUGCAAUUCCAGUAGAGGAUAGUGAGUUUCAGAGCAGCCUGAGCUGUAUAUCAUGUUCAUGACUUUUUGUUGUUGUUGGUGGUUAUGGGACUUGAAUUUGGGUCUGGGUACUCUCAACUCAAGGUGAGCGC
This is a messenger RNA of Dipodomys spectabilis (banner-tailed kangaroo rat), 2069 nucleotides long. RefSeq names its product zinc finger protein 347-like. NCBI's taxonomy places the organism in Eukaryota, Metazoa, Chordata, Mammalia, Rodentia, Heteromyidae. Bases 132 to 1733 code for a protein of 533 amino acids. The record is from RefSeq and is a predicted model, not a curated record. Gene Ontology annotation, biological process: regulation of DNA-templated transcription. The transcript has 5 exons.